This is a messenger RNA of Protopolystoma xenopodis, 540 nucleotides long. The record is from the annotation of a GenBank genome assembly. NCBI's taxonomy places the organism in Eukaryota, Metazoa, Platyhelminthes, Monogenea, Polystomatidea, Polystomatidae.
AUGCUUGGCCAUCUCUGUGUUUGUCUUAAAGCAUUUUUAGACCAGUCACCAGGUCGAUCUGCCUGCUCCACUAGCCGGAGGCGUCUGUGGCCUUCUUUCCAUCAGCCGGCACGACAGCAAUUAUUUCGGCUUUCUUUUCUUGGUCACCACUACAUCUGGGUGACAACCCCCAGCUCAGAGCCCUCUGCUUUGGCCUCAGGAUCUCUUUCUCACUGGUCAGAAGAAGCCCGAUUGGAAGGCCAUUCGGAUUGGGUACGAGACGUUGCCUGGGCCCCUAAUCUCAUUCCUGCCCGUCAACAAUUAGCCAGCUGUGGUCAGGAUGGCCGAGUAAUUGUUUGGCAACACCAGCACCAUCCACUACAGCAGAGCACGCAACGACUAACUAGCAAAUCAUCUUCGAACGCAACACUUAGCCUAUCGGCUCUUUCUGCCGCUUGGAGACCGAUAGUCUUACAUACUUACGAAGAUGUCGUAUGGCAUGUCUCUUGGUCUCUGACUGGAAACGUGCUUGCUGUCUCAGGCGGAGACAAUAAGGUCUGA